Erpetoichthys calabaricus (reedfish) is the source of this 3636-nucleotide messenger RNA. RefSeq names its product zinc finger protein with KRAB and SCAN domains 4-like. Lineage: Eukaryota; Metazoa; Chordata; Cladistia; Polypteriformes; Polypteridae. Gene Ontology annotation, biological process: regulation of transcription by RNA polymerase II. The transcript has 2 exons. Bases 75 to 1391 code for a protein of 438 amino acids. The record is from RefSeq and is a predicted model, not a curated record. Gene Ontology annotation, molecular function: DNA-binding transcription factor activity, RNA polymerase II-specific; RNA polymerase II cis-regulatory region sequence-specific DNA binding.
UAGAGACGGCGCACGGGAUAGAAGGCGUGUUAACUGAGAUCGAAGUGAUUUAUUGCAAAGUAACAAUUAUUACAAUGAACAGCGAGCAAAUGCUGAUUACCAUGAAAGUCGAAGAGGAGACGAAUGGUUUUUCUGAAGGACCUGUCACGUUUAACCGCUUCUCGUCCGAUAAAAUCGCCGAGGCAUUGACGGCAGCCGUGGCGGUCAUUAUCUCCGAGUUUUCGGGCUACGUUGAUACAAAGUUCUCAGGUUUGCAACUCGAAAUAUCUCGGCAUGAAAAAGAAAUCGAAAGCCUCAGACUCCAGCUACAAGCCUCCAGUGAUGACCCGGGAGCAAUGCGAAGCUGUGCGGAGGACCCAUUGAAGGAUGGAACAGCCGCCAGGAGCGAUGUGGGGGAGAGCCGGCUUGGCGCAAAUAGCGAAGCAGAAACAGAGGAUCAGUCACUCGGGCGGAACAGACCUGCAACACCGUGUGGACCGGCGGCCGUCGGCCAAGGAUGCAGAGACGAGAGUGAGAGAGGAUUUUUCAAAGCCUCUUCCCAAUUUGCAGACGGAAUGCCUCACUGUAGCAGUAAAACUGCAGAAUCCCCUGCAGACAUUGGCUUUAUAAAGACUGAAGACCAAGUACCUGAGCAGGUUUCUUGUUGGAUUAAACAAGAAGACACCAAAGAGGAUAUACCUCCGUUUUUAGAUGAUGGCUUAGAACAAGGGUCCGUCUUGUCAAAGAACGAGAAUUUACUGACCGUUCAAGUGGGGGUCUCAGAAUUAGAAGUUUCUUCUGCUGUUAAGCAGCCCUUGGUUCCCUUGGAAUCUUUGAACGAAGAUCCUGUCAGUAUGGGGCAAAGCAGUGUGGCCUUUUCUGAGCAGACAUGUCGGCCUGGAGAUGAGAGUACCGAUAAGAAGAUACUACAAAAGAAUUAUGUGGAAUGGUUUCAGCAAGUCCAUGCUGUGAACGAGCAGCCCAUUUCGAAGAAAAGCUCAGAAUUAUCUGACGAAUCCCUCAUUGUUAAAGACCAUCGGAAAAUUCACACAGGAGUAAAAUCAUAUCCAUGUACCGAGUGUGGAAAGACUUUCAUCCUGGCUGCAAGCCUUAGAUACCACAAGCGAAUUCACACCGGAGAAAAACCACACCAGUGUCCUGAAUGCAGGAAGACUUUCAUGCGUCCUUCACACCUUUGGGAACACCGGAGGAUUCACACCCAAGAAAAACCAUACAAGUGCAAUGAAUGCAGCAAGACUUUCAUCCAAGGUAGUCACCUUAAACAACACCAGAGAAUUCAUACAGGAGAAAAACCAUACGAGUGCACGGAAUGCAAAAAGAUUUUCACCCAGGCCGCAAGCCUUAAAAAGCAUCUGAAGACUCAACACUGGCUAAAAACUACACCAGUGUAACGAAUGCGGAAAGACUUUCACCCGAAUUACACACCUCAGAUACCACCAGAGACUUCACAAAAGGGAAGAAUCGUACACAUGUCCCGACUGCAAAAUGACUUUCAAGCAUGCUGGGAAAACUUAACUCUUUUAGGGUGGAUGUCGACUUUUGUUUUCAAGAGCGCGGAUGUCAAAGUCGACAUCUGGAACAGGAAGUGAUAAAACCUGUAAAUGACAAUAAAACUCGCCAUUUAUGAUAUAGGUAGACCCUCUGUGCUUGGAGGACUGUUAGUCUCGUUGACUUGACAUAGAAUCCCUUUGUGUGCAUGAGUAGCAUAGGGUAAAUAACGUCUAGAACAGCAGACAUUGGGCGAGAGAGCAAUGAUAAUGCGCAAAGCAAAAUACUCUGUUAUUUAUUUUUUGCGUAUUGUUUCUGAAUCGGACUCUGACGUAUCAAACUCCAAUUUUGAUGCAAGUGGUCUGGAGAUCAAAAAUGAAAGUCAGGUACCUGCAUCAGCUGAUUGUGCAGUUGACACGCCUACUGCAACAUUCACCCUGGGAGGACAACACAGACUGAUCUAUUAGAGGCAAGCUGGCAACUGGACUUCAGACGAGAUGGCGUGCCAAUGGACACUACGGAUUACCAGUCACUCGACUACUUUUUAGUUUUUGCCCUUCAGCUUGUGAGUGAUGAGACAAACUGGUAUGUAAUAUAAAUUCACACACUGUAAGGGCUCAUGGAACAUAGAGAGUGACAUUGGUCAUAAAUAUGUAUUUCAUGUUGAUUUUUGUGUUAAACCAUUGCUUUUUGUGCUUUUUAGAAAAAAUAUUUAGCCUUAGGACAAAAGAAAAAAAAAUACCCCUAAAAGAGUUAAAAAUCACAUAUAGUAAUACCUUGAGAUACGAAUUUAAUUCAUUCCAUGACUGAGCUCGUAAGUCAAAAUGCCUGUAUCUCAAAUCAGUUUUCCCCAUUGAAAUUAAUUGAAAUGAGAUUAAUUCGUGCCAGCCCCCAAUUUUUUGUUACAUUUUUCUUAUGUUGAAAACAUUUAUUUAUAAUCAACAAAUAUUGUAUACAAACAAAAUAAAACCUAAUACAUAAAAGAGAAUCUAAAGAAAUAAACAGAUGUUGGCGAAGCCGAUUAGCGUAUUGUAAUGUUUUUUUCUUUCACUUCACUUUUGCUUAACUUAAUUUUCUUCACUAGUUUUUUUUCUUUUUUGCCAUGCUUUCGUCACUUUUAUUCGCAGGGCGUUUCAACAGAAACCUGUCCAAGGAGCUUUGUUUAGUCCUCCCCUUUAGAAUGUUUCUGAAAUGAGUUAGGCAAGUGUCAUUAAAUAGCGCCGCUGCACGUUCAGUUUCUUUUCAAUAAAGUCGAGCGUUAGGCAAGUGUCAUUAAAUAGCGCCGCUGUAUGAUCAGUUGUAAUUUUUUCAGGGUGUUUCUUUUCUUUAAAGUUCGAAACUUUUUCCCACAUUGCAAACACUUCCUUUAUGUCACUUUAAGAGAGAACCUCCUCCGCGAUACCGAUCUCCUGCAGAACCUCUGUAUGUUGCUGUGGCUGUAGUUCCAUCAACUCCUCUGUCACCAGUUCCUCAGAAUGUGCGGGGACAAGCUCUUUGAUGGCUCCGUAUUUCAAAUUUUGGCUCGUAACACAAGACAAAAAAUCGACCUAGUGACGGCUCGUAUCUCAAACUUGUACGUUGGGGCACUCGUAUCUCAAGGUACCACUGUAUUAGAAAAAACCUUCACAAAUACCAGAGGAAUCAAACAUUAGAGAAAAAACAAACUGUGAGUGAGUGAGUAGGGCCCUAUGGAAUCCCUUUUAUUUUUUCACAAACUCCAUUUUUAUUUUUUGUGAUUUUUGGUUUUUACCAUUUUUAUUUUUCCUUGAUUCAGAUUUCUGUUUUUUUUUUUUUACUGUAAGUAGUAACAGCUACAACAAAAGAAACAAUAAUGAAAUGGCACUUUACUUUCCUUUUAAUGAAACAGCACACUAGCACAACUGAACAUUAUUUUGCAUAUCCAUUUAUCACAGAGGAGCGCAGAUCCUCCAUGACGCUGCAUGCUGAGAUUGUAGUAGAACAGAGAGUGCCCUCCAGAAUUGUCAGAGCUGUUAAUAGUUUGAUGCAUCCUUCUGAGAUGAAGUUAACUUCACUUUUAGGGUCUAGCACAGUGUUUCCCAACCUCGGUCCUGUAGCCCUCCUGUGUCUGCAGGUUUUUGUUCCAACCAGCUUCUGCUUUUAAUUGGACUCCUGGGCUAAUUAAGUGAU